Messenger RNA from Dentiscutata erythropus, 1152 nucleotides. NCBI's taxonomy places the organism in Eukaryota, Fungi, Glomeromycota, Glomeromycetes, Diversisporales, Gigasporaceae. The record is from the annotation of a GenBank genome assembly.
AUGGCUUGGGGUGCUUUAGAGUGGGGUGAUGGUUAUCAAUUAGCAAAUCAGACCCAAUAUUUGAGAGAUACGAUAAAAUGGGGAACUGAUUGGUUAAUAAAAGCCAGCUCGAAUACGAACAAUACAAAUAAUCAAUAUCUAUACGUGAUGAUCGGUAGCCUUGAUAUUGAUCAUAACUAUUGGGGACCUGAUACAAAUAUUCCUACUCCACGUCCAUCGUCAAAAGUGAAUUCCUCUGCUCAUGGUACUGAUGUUUCGGGCGAGGCGGUAGCAGCCAUGGCUGCAUCAUCUUUAUUAUUUUUUACUCAAUUUAAUGAUUCUACAUAUGCCAAUACGCUUUUAACAUAUGCGAAAAAUCUAUACUCAUUCGCUGAAACGACACCUUUCACGUUAUAUCAGAAUUCAGCACCACAAGUUAAAGACGCAUAUAGUUCUUCAAAUUAUACAGAUGAAUUGGUUUGGGGUGCCCUUUGGUUGUAUCGUGCGACAAAUGACACGAGCUAUCUUAAUAAGGCCACUAGUUAUUUAAACAUUAAAUCAUUUAUACAUAAGCAAGUAUUUAACUGGGAUGAAAAAUCUGGUGCAUGUUUAGUAUUGCUUUCUCAAUUACUUCAACAAUCUGGACAGGAUUCAGGCACAUGGAAGUCCGAGGCGGAACGAUACUUGGAUAAUAUUAUAAAGCCAUCUAAUGGUUGCUCAUUUACUGGUGGUGGUCUUUUUUGGUGCGAUGGAGAUAGUAAUGAAGCAUCAUUGAGCGUGUCUCUUGGUAAUGCUUUCCUGUGUCUAGUUUACGCACCAAUCGCUACUUCAUCUGCUAAGACUCAAGCAUAUAUAAAUUUCGCACUGUCACAAAUUGAUUACGCACUUGGUAAAAAUCCUAUGAACACACCAUAUGUCAUUGGUGUUCAUCCAAACUCGCCACAGAAUCCUCAUCAUGCUGGUGCGAGUGGAGGAACUGAUAUAUCUAAUUUGGAUAAUCCGCCUCAAACACUACAUGUUUUAUAUGGUGCAAUUGUAGGUGGUCCAAAUAAGGAUGACGAUUUUAGCGAUUCAAGAACUGAUUAUGCCGAAACUGAGCGUGGUGGAAAAGGCGAAGGCAAACGAAAUGUAAUGAACAAUACUCCUCAUAGUAGAUACUAUAAGGGAUUUUAA